ACGCGCGAAUCACGUGGAUAGAUCCUUGAAAUUCACAGGCACUACCGUCCCGUCGUCAAACCCUAAACCAAAAUCAGAGAAAUCAUCAAAAUCACCGGAAAAUGGGAGUAGAGAAGGAAGUCGUGAGAGCAGGAAAUGGGCCCAAACCACAACCUGGUCAAACUGUCACCGUCCACUGCACUGGUUUUGGGAAAAAUAGAGACCUGAAUCAGAAAUUCUGGAGCACUAAGGAUCCAGGGCAGCAGCCUUUCUCUUUCAGGGUCGGCCAAGGCCAAGUUAUCAAAGGAUGGGAUGAAGGAGUACUGAGCAUGCAAGUGGGAGAAGUUGCUCGAUUAACAUGCUCUCCUGAUUAUGCUUAUGGUGCUGCUGGAUUUCCAGCAUGGGGUAUUCAGUCAAACUCAGUUCUGGUUUUUGAGAUUGAAGUCCUGGGUGCACAGUGAGCAUUUUCCCAACAUUUGGCACUUCCUAUGUUGUACUCUUUGCAGUAGACAGUUUGGUGAUGGUUAGACAUAAUAUUAUGGCACUUGGUAAGACAGCUUUGAGGGUAUCAGUACUGCUCAUGUACUUUGCAUUAUGCAACUUUUUAAAGCAGGCUGAGGCACUGAUAAAUGCUAUCUAGCUUUUCUCUGGAUUAUGGUCGUUCUAAGAGACCACUAAUUUGCCCUUGAAGACAAAAUUAUUUACUGUUGGAAUAAAUUCGAUUUGAGUGAAAUGGAGUAGAUAUAAGAGGAUUCAUAUGGUCA
This is a messenger RNA of Nicotiana attenuata, 743 nucleotides long. Its product is annotated as peptidyl-prolyl cis-trans isomerase FKBP12. Gene Ontology annotation, molecular function: peptidyl-prolyl cis-trans isomerase activity. The transcript is spliced from 5 exons. The record is from RefSeq and is a predicted model, not a curated record. NCBI's taxonomy places the organism in Eukaryota, Viridiplantae, Streptophyta, Magnoliopsida, Solanales, Solanaceae. Bases 102 to 440 code for a protein of 112 amino acids.